This is a messenger RNA of Phycomyces blakesleeanus NRRL 1555(-), 327 nucleotides long. RefSeq lists its product as hypothetical. The coding region runs from base 1 to 327 and encodes 108 amino acids. Lineage: Eukaryota; Fungi; Mucoromycota; Mucoromycetes; Mucorales; Phycomycetaceae. The transcript has 2 exons. The record is from RefSeq and is a predicted model, not a curated record.
AUGUCCUGGCCAGAGCAACUCGUGUCAGAGAAAUUCUUGAUGAGCAAGCUUCUGCAAAGAGAAGGCUUACCGGUGCUCUUGGGGGAAGCUCUUCUGAGUCUGCAGCAGAAAGCUCUUCUGGGGAUAGUUGGAGAGAACCAGGCAGAAAACUCUGUAGAUAGCCUGGAGAAAAAACUCGAUACGUUGGAGGAGAGAUUUGAUAUAUUUGAAAAGAAGUUUGAUACGUUUGAGAAUACAAUUGAUAAAAGAAUGACCAGAUUUGAAGCAGAGAUGAAGGAGGGACAGUUACGGAUGGAGGCAGCAAUCUUGAGAUAUCUAUCUCUAUAA